AAAUUAAAGUCUUAUUAAACAAAUUAACUUUAAGGUCAAUGUUAAAUUCGAUCACACGAAAAUCCUAUACCCAUGUUUGGUAGAGUUUCGACACAUGGUUAUCAACAUUAUUUACCGUAUUCGGACCCUCUACAUAUUGAUUCUGUUCCAGGCCCUCUCAGUAACCCUCGCAUUCACCGAAGGAGCUUCAAAAGUCAAACAACGAAGUACGAAGGAGAAAUCUCUUUCGAUGAACACAAGCGGCCAAAAAUCUGCCAUUAUAGCUAUCCAGAUUAUCGAUGAAGCAGAUGAAAAAGCCGGUGGUGAAAAGUCAAAAAGAACUAUAGAUUCAGCACUAGGCAAUGGAUAUCAUGGACAUGCAGGAAAGGUUCCACCUCCAAAAUUCAUGAUCUACAAGUAUUCUCAGCAUGAUAUACCCCCGUACAAUGGACCACCGUUGUUAAAGCAGCAGAGUGGUGGACAUGCUGGACAUUCUGCUCAAAGUUAUAGCCCAGCAGCAACACCUCCACAAAUAGCUCACAUCCAGCCAGGAAUGACUCUCUUCUCCACUAUCAACCAAAACGGCCACGUCGGCACCUUUAGCAGCCACCUUCCACAAAAUCUGAUGUUUCCUCAUACCAACUCUGGGCCGAUACCAGUCAUCAUCCUGAGAAUACUGCCAGCACAGCUCCAGGAACCAACAGGCCAUCUGUACCCCAACAUUCCUUCAUCCAAUUCGUUUGCUUCCAUCAUUAACUCUCUGGAUAUCAAAGCUUUGUUGAACGGAAUACCGCAACCUAUCAGUAGCGGUCUUCAUUCCAGUGGAUAUCAAGCUCCACAGCUAUCAUACAGUGCUCCUGUUCACGGAGGAGUUGUUAGUAGCUACUUAUCUAAAGGCACAAACAGCUAUUCACAACCAGUCGCAGCAAGCCUACAAGUAGGGACACAUCAAAACAGAUACACAGCAUCACCGAAACCAACCUACAUCCAAAAGGUCACUAGCAGUUACGUACCAUCCAAAGCUGUCAGCUUCAUGAGAACAGAUCAUGGGUACAUGUACCAGGAGCACCAGCAAUACACUGGGCACCCAGAGCCGCAGCAGUAUCUUCAACCGCAGUACCAGGAGCAGCAUCAACACCAAUACCAAGAACAACCUCAGUAUCAAGAACAACAAUAUUCACAGGAACAGUACUAUCCUCAAGAAAAAGAGCAGCAGUACUCCCAGGAGCAGUACGAAGAGCCUCAGCGGUAUCAUUCUCAAGGUACAGAGUCACAAGGAGGUGGACAUGGACAGUACCAACAGGAGUAUCAGCAGCAGUACUCUAGCGAUAACAAUCGAGAUUAUGGACUGCUCACACAUGAGAAUUAUCCAUCAGAUAAGCAUACCAAAGUCAUCUUCAAAGAUUUAGAUGGUAGCAUCAGGAGUCAAGCAGGAGAGGGAGGCCACACCAAGGUAGCGCCCGUAGCUGCUCCGACACCUGUACCUGACUACAGUAACCAGAAUUUAGAUUAUGGUGACCACCAACAAAGUGAUAGUACCCAGUAUGACUACGAAGCUGAACCCCAAAUGGAACUGAAGAAACUGUAUUAUAAACCAGUGAAUCAAAAGACCUAAUUGGGGUAGUUAUUAUUCAAUUUUAGGGAUAUCUCAUUACCUCUCGUGCCUCAGUAUCUGUAAGAACGAUAAUGUAAAAUUAAAAUCGCGUUAUAAGUUCGGUAAAUGACAUAACUGUUGAAUGUUAAGCUCUAAAGAUCAGAUUGUAAAAUUUGUAUGGUGGAAGUGGAGGGCAUUCCAAUAAAAACUAGUGUUGAAUUGAAUCGAAGAGGUUGUUUGUGAGGUGAGUGGUUUCUAAUGAACAAUAUAUACCUCGAAGGAAUCCAAUCAAUCAACAUUUCUUUAUCUUACACACUUAGCAUAACAGAGUUAUUUUAUUGGAAUGGUAGUCAACUCGUCGAUAGGGAAAUAAAUACCCGGCCAGGCGGCGUAAGUGAGACGCAGUCGACCAGUCGAUAUAGGGUGAUGAACCAACAUCUGACACCACUGUAAUGAAAACACCGUUGUUACUCUCCAAAAUGUAAUUUAUUACUUUUACACUAAUCUAUAACACUUUAUUAAUUUAUGACAUUUUACAACCAUGUUCACUGAACAACGGUUUCCGUGUCCUGUGGUGAGUCAUCACCAGCUGACUACUGCUCGACUUUGUCUCACUUCCGCCACAUGGUCGGGUAUUUAUUCCUCUAUGGAUUAGUCGAGAACCAUUCCAACGUCUUCCAGGACGCGGUGGCAGAUGAUACAUCUCGAGCCUCGGCAAAAAUUUCUAGAUAUCGCCGCAAGCGCUCACGCACGAAUGCGUAACUGGUUGCCUAAACAUCGACUCUGCCAAGCCGUCCCAUCGCCACUCAAGGUCCCAGUUACGAGGGCGUUACAAUACCUAGCGGAUCGAGGCUAUCCGCAUGAUGCAUGUAUUACUUCGCCUAAGUUAGGUUUCUUUGGGCUCGUCGAAAGAGAGUUAUAUUAAUUUAUUCCAAUUCCAAAUUCAUCCGAUGGCCUUAAGGCAGCCUAGAUCUGUCCGGUCCGCGGAGCUUUAUGAAGCUUUCAUUAAGUGUGGAGGGGAGAGGGUACUAAGGCCAUAGAAAUUCACCUCCAGCCCUUGUGGAUGGUUGCAAGACAUUGUUUUGUCCUUUCCUUUGAUACACUGGCUGUUAAAGGGCUAAAUGGACUGGUAGGUCUGUGGUUGGUUCUUCCUGUAGCUUCACUAGCAUGGGAAAAAUUAUUUUUCAACUUUUAGUUCUCUUUAUCAACAGCUAAAUAAAAGCGUGCUUUUAACAAUAGAUUUUUUUCGUUAAUUUAAUUUUUGCUUUUUAGAAUUUAUGAAGAGAAAUAACUGGUUUUGUCAUUUUUAUAUAAUUUUCAUAUAUUUCAUUAAUGUGACUCCAUAAAACUUACUUUAUUCAUAAAUCGAUAUGUUGUGGCGAUUGUCAUAUGGAACUUUGCUGAUAUCUCAUAAACAACUUGUUUAAUUCCAUUUCGGCGGUCAUCUUUGUUCCAAUCAAUAUUUGUCCAUAUUCGAAAACCCUCUAUCACCGAAAAAAUCUUAUAUAACCUUGUGACCUAUCCAUUUGGUAAUGUACGGAAUCCGUCUAGCUAACAAUAUUUCGUUCAAGUUGCUAUCGGCUUACCCAAAGUCAGUAUCUGAUCUCUGCGCUCUGCCUAAAGCCUGCAUCAAAUUGAAUUGUGCUUUUGGUAUUGACAUUUCGUCAUGUUUGGACGAAAAAAAAACACUGCAGCUCUGUAGAGAACAACAACUUUUAAUGUCAUUUAGUCAAAGCAUUUUUGUCCAGUUGAAUAACUGUAUGACCGUGUAUUGAAACAUUUCUGCUUUCUAUUUUUACACAAUGUUAAUAAAGUAUCUGCUAGAAUUCAGAAAAUGAUUCUUUGCGUGCUUUAAAAGAGUUCAUAUAAACAUUGGCCCGGUAAUGCUUCUUUCCAAAAUACUUCCUUGAGCAUUUUUUUUUAUUUUGUAAAGCUCGUAACAAUCCGUUUAGCAGGAUUUGUUAAAAUUUGUAGACAAAUAUUUAACUAAAAUGACGUGAAUUAUUUUCUUUCUUUGGGGCUUUACGUUUCCAUUUUUAUUGUUACGUCUUGCACAUGCGGAAAUACCAUGAAUUUCAACAAAACCGGGCGAAGAAUGUUCGAAGCUUUUGCGUUUUUGGACAUUCCAAAAAAAGGUUUGGCACCCGGUAACUUAUUAUUAAUGAACAUAAUAUGUCAUAUUAUGACUGUUUACAUUGGAAUUUUCCAAGGUACUAUUUAAAGAUUUAACAUGCGCUUUGUUAAUGCCCUGUAUACGAAUAUACUAUAUAUAGUAUAUUCGUAUAACAGAUGAUAUAAAUCAAAAGAAUGCACCAUUUAAUGUAAAUUGAUAUUUAUAACAUAACCUCAAACUAGAGCGCUGACAUGGAACAGUGGAAAACAUAAAGACGUCCUACAAUUGUAGGAAUGACUGACGAUACUGUCCUAAAACGCCAAUGUUUAUUUGUAUUUGUCCUCAAAAUUUAUAAAUAAUUAUAAUUAAAUGACGUGAGUGAAAUUAUGAUACUUUUGUUUUAUCAGCUGUAGUGGUACCAUGCGUGGUUGAUGGUGUAUUUUACGGUAAUUUUCGCCGCAUUACAGAACUUGAUAUUCUACACCAUAUACUUAGAAAAACUAAUUAGCCCUCUACUAAAUGAUAGUAAAAAAUGUUGAUAUGAUAUAGAUACUGGGCUUUUAUGAACAAAGGUACCUUUAUUUUUUAUCUGAGUUUUU
Messenger RNA from Acanthoscelides obtectus, 4285 nucleotides. NCBI's taxonomy places the organism in Eukaryota, Metazoa, Arthropoda, Insecta, Coleoptera, Chrysomelidae. The record is from the annotation of a GenBank genome assembly.